UGAUUGCAUGAGCAGAACAUGUUCCGUAAUCAUUGCAUUCGCCACUCAUCAUUAUGAUUUCGGGGGCGCGAUCAAAACGUAAGCCCAAUCUUAACGUCCCUCUCUUCUGUCUCUCUCUCUCUCUCUCUCUCUCUCUCUCUCUGAAUCAGUUUCAUCUCUCCCUUUUAAUUCUUCCCUCUCUCCGUCUCAGUUACUUUCAAUUUUCUGCAAAUUCCUCUCCCCAGCAUUACAUGAGAACCGAAACGAAGAGCCAUGGGCAAGAAGAGAGCUUCUCUGCCCAUACGCCAGUUACUGGUCCUUCGCUCGAAGCCGGUUUUCUCCAUAUUUCUCGUGUUCUGCGUCUUCGCCUUUGUAAGGCUCAACCGGUCCAAAUCACGAUCGAGCACCACCGACAAAUCAAGUAUUGACGAAAAAUCGAAACUUGAGACUAACCCAAAAGUUGCUUUUCUGUUUCUUGCCCGUAGAAAUGUUCCUCUGGACUUCAUGUGGGGUGCUUUCUUCCAGGAGGCUAAUGUGAGGAAUUUCUCGAUUUAUAUUCAUUCGGAACCUGGGUUUGUGUUCAAUGAGUCCACUUCUACGUCCCCUUUCUUUUACGGACGCCAGUUAAACGACAGUAUUAAGGUAGCCUGGGGAGAUUCAAGCAUGAUAGAAGCAGAGAGGUUAUUGCUUAAAGUAGCUCUUGGCGACCCUGCUAAUCAGAGAUUUGUUCUCCUUUCUGAUAGCUGCUUGCCGCUGUACAAAUUCCGUGACAUUUAUGAGCAUCUGAUUUCUUCUCCGAAGAGUUACAUCGAAAGCUAUUUUGAUUUUGAGGACGAUCGAUAUGAUCCGAAAUUGUUGCACGCCAUACCAAAGGACAGAUGGCGAAAAGGAUCUCAGUGGUUCACUUUAAUCAGAAGACAUGCACAAAUUGUUGCAGAUGACGAUGUUGUUUUUCCCAUCAUCAAGAAAUCUUGCAAGAGACAGUCAAAUGCAAGCGUGAGUGCGAGAAGACAGAUGCUUGAUCUUCAUAAGCCGCAGGAUUGUAUCCCAGACGAACAUUAUCUGCAGACAUUGCUGGCAAUGAGUGGGUUCGAGAACGAAUUCUUCCGAAGAUCAUUGACCUAUGCUCAGUGGAAUCAAUCAGCUACAGAGAAGGAUAAGCAGUGGCACCCUUUCACUUUCGAUUACACAGAUGCAAGCCCUCAAAGUAUCAGAGAAAUAAAGGAGAUCGAGGCAAUCCACUAUGAAUCCGAGAAUUGGACCGAGUGGUGUCAAGUCAAUGGUGCGUUCGCUCCAUGUUAUCUAUUCGCGAGGAAGUUCACGCGCGGAGCGGCUGUUCGCCUGUUGUCCGAGGGACUACUGGGUCCGUUCGACCCCGUUCUAUUCUUAAACGCUACUAGGAGAUUCUUUCCGGUCAAACAUAGAGACAUACAGGCAAGAUAGAGCCUUGCAAAUUGGAGGACAUGUUCACGUACAUACCCUCGACUCGCAGUUGGAAUUGCAUAGAACAUUCUUUACAACUCUCUAACUUUCUCUGUUUCGGAAAUUCUCAACAAAACCUGUUCAUGAAUAACCUUUGAAAGUUGCAUUCUACUUGGUAUGUAAUUGCUCAUCUGCAUUGUUUGGGAACUCCGAUUCCCUCUGUCUACAUUUCAUGCUCAUUGUCUCUGAAACAUAUGCCUGAGACAUUUAUUGGCACCACCCUCGU
Molecule: messenger RNA, 1687 nt
Organism: Rhodamnia argentea
Lineage: Eukaryota; Viridiplantae; Streptophyta; Magnoliopsida; Myrtales; Myrtaceae
Product: glycosyltransferase BC10-like
Exons: 10
Coding region: 253-1422 (389 amino acids)
Cellular component (GO): membrane
Molecular function (GO): glycosyltransferase activity
Source: RefSeq, a predicted model, not a curated record